AUGACUGGCAGAGAAGACGAGGCCAACGAGGCUUCCUCCAGCGAUGAAAGCACCGACAGCCUGGCAAAUGCGCGAGACAGUCGAGCCACAUCCAUACAGGCUAUUCCAGCCGACAGAAGAAGAGCUCGACAACAGUCUGCCCAAGUCAAGGUGAAAGCACAAGCACGCCUCAAGAAAGGCUACAGAGACCUGCUCAAUACGACGAUUCGAGAACUCAACCCUCUCGCAUCAUCAGUAUCCGCUUUCGCCACUUCUCAACUUGGCCAUGUCAUCUGGAGCUCUAUCGAGAAAGAAGCUCUCUUCCACCAGCUAAGUCUCAAAGGAGCGGCUGAUCUCCCUGCGCUGCAGAAGGCGGUCGGUAGCAAGAGUGAGCUGCAAAUUCGCUCCUAUUUGCUCCUACUGCAGGAAGGACGCAAAGGAAGUAGCUUGACAACUUCAAGUAGGGCUGAGAAGCAACAUGUGGAUCCGCCAUCAGCGUUUGAGAUCUCCGAGGACGACACAGAAAUGAAUUGGCAUCAUCUGGAAAAUAUCUCCGCCGAUGUCGAUCAGCCGGCGGUCUACAAAAGCGCCAUUGCAGAUCUGCAGAAUCUCACCAUCAAUAUCACACGUCGACUUGUCCAGGCGACGUUGUUCCAAGCAAUGUCCCGACUCCGAGCAGAAGAUUCCAGCCGAAAGGACUGGACACCGUCCGCUGCGGUCCGCCAGAUGGAUGUCCGAGCGGCGAUGCAGAUCCUUAACUUGCCAUCGACGAGUCGAAGAAGUACCAAGACGGCAGGCCUUCGACGAAGAAUGGUCGACUUUUGA
Messenger RNA from Zymoseptoria tritici IPO323, 804 nucleotides. RefSeq lists its product as uncharacterized. Gene Ontology annotation, molecular function: rDNA binding; RNA polymerase I general transcription initiation factor activity. The transcript has 3 exons. Bases 1 to 804 code for a protein of 267 amino acids. Gene Ontology annotation, cellular component: RNA polymerase I upstream activating factor complex. Lineage: Eukaryota; Fungi; Ascomycota; Dothideomycetes; Mycosphaerellales; Mycosphaerellaceae. Gene Ontology annotation, biological process: transcription initiation at RNA polymerase I promoter; nucleolar large rRNA transcription by RNA polymerase I. The record is from RefSeq and is a predicted model, not a curated record.